Messenger RNA from Pelodiscus sinensis (Chinese soft-shelled turtle), 2869 nucleotides. RefSeq names its product intraflagellar transport 74 (gene IFT74). Gene Ontology annotation, biological process: intraciliary transport involved in cilium assembly; cilium assembly. The record is from RefSeq and is a predicted model, not a curated record. Gene Ontology annotation, molecular function: beta-tubulin binding. Lineage: Eukaryota; Metazoa; Chordata; Testudines; Trionychidae. Gene Ontology annotation, cellular component: cilium; intraciliary transport particle B.
GGUAAGGGCCCCCCGCGCUCGCCAUGGCCGCGGCUGGAACUCUCGCCUCAGCCCGGGAAAGCCGGCGCCGGGCAGCGGAGGCGACACCCUGACACAGCAACCGCACCGCUCCCCUCGGCCGGAAAGCGUCAUCAACAAGUGCCCGACCUCCGCCCCAGAGCGACUGGAGACCGCCUAUCCCGGCCUGCGGAGCGCCACCGAGAGAGGAACGGCCCGCUCGGAAGUGGCGCGUUGCGUGCUGGGAGUUGUAGUCUUAGUAAACAACGGACGUUAGGGCAGGUGCGUUGCAUGCUGGGAGCGGUAGACAACCAGUGCAGAGAGCUUUGCAACACACCGGGACUUGCAAUGGGUUUUUCCAGUGCCCGGAGAAGUUUAAAAUAAAGAAAAUGGCUAGCAAUCACAAGCCACCUACAGCCCGUCCUGCUUCAAGAGGUGUGGGGCUGACAACCAGGCCUUCUUCAUCCUUGUUACGGACUCCAUCAGCUGCCAGAGUGGGAACAGGGAUGAUCCCUGGUACAUCACGACCUGGUACUCGUGGUGGUCUAAUAGGUACUGGAGGGGUGUUGUCAUCUCAGAUUAAAGUUGCAGACCGUCCAGUGACACAACAAGGAUUAAGCGGAAUGAAAACUGGAGUGAAAGGUCCUCAGAGACAGAUUAUGGAUAAAUCCUAUUAUCUUGGACUUCUUAGAAGCAAAAUAAGUGAACUCACAACAGAAAUAAAUAAGCUUCAAAAAGAAAUAGAAAUGUAUAACCAGGAGAAUUCUGUCUAUCUUUCAUAUGAAAAGAGGGCAGAGAUUUUAGCUGGUGAAAUCAAAGAAUUUCAAGGUCAACUAGCAGACUACAAUAUGCUAGUGGAUAAACUUAAUACCAAUACAGAUAUGGAAGAAGUGAUAAGUGAUUAUAAUAUGCUAAAAACUCAAAAUGACCGAGAAGCUCAAAGUAUUGAUAUAAUUUUUACAGAGAGACAAGCCAAAGAAAAGUUAAUUCAAGCAGUGGAAGAAGAUAUUGAACGUGAAAAACAAGUAGCUGAUGACAUAAUAAAAAAUAUGUCUCAGGAGAAUCAAGCUAAAUAUGUGGAGAUGAAGGAUACCAAUGAAAAACUGUUACAGGAAUUAGAUGCUCAGCAGCAGGAGUUGGAUGCAUUGAAUGUAAAGGAAGACACUCUAGGAGCUGAAAUAGCGCACUCCCAGGUAAAACAAGAGGCUGUGCAGCUGUAUGAAAAACUUCAUGGCCUUGAGGAACAUCGAGAUCAAAUGAUUGCUGAGGACAAGAGUAUGGGAUCUCCACAGGAAGAAAGAGAGAGAUUACUGAAACAGGUUAAAGAAGAUAACCAGGAAAUAGCAAGUAUGGAAAGACAGCUGACAGAAAUAAAAGAAAAAAUCAAUCAUUUUAAUGAGGUUAUUCGACGACUUGACAUGGAUCUGGAGGAACAGCAAGGGGAGAAAAAUAUGAAAUACAAGGAGCUGAAGAAGAGGGAGGAAAGCAUGGACAACUUUCUUGAGACUUUUGAAGAGAUGAAGACACAGGAACUGGAACGGAAGGCACAGAUAGAGGCCAACAUUGUUGCACUGUUAGAGCAUUCAAGUAGGAAUGUCAAUCGUAUGAAACAGAUCUCCUCUGUCACAAAUCAAGAGCUGAAGAUUAUGCAGGAAGACCUCACUUUCAAAUCAAAUGAAAUGCAAAAGUCACAGAGCACUGCUAAAAAUUUAAGUACAGACAGUCAAAGACUGCGAAUGGACUUGCAGAAAAUGGAAUUGUUGGAGGGUAAGAUGGUUGAUGAACAGGCUUCUCUCAAAGAAAAAAUUGAACAGAUGACAAAGGACUUGGAAAUGUACAAUAAUUUGCCAGCUCUGAAAGCAUCAGGAGAAGAGAAGAAAAAGAAACUUCAUGAGGAAAAAGAAAGAUUGUUAAAACGUAGAGAUGCCUUCAAGAAAAUAAUGGAACAACUGAAUGCAGAGUAUGAAACACUAAAGACACAGCUUCAGGAGAAUGAAACACAUUCCCAGCUUACAAAUUUGGAAAGGAAGUGGCAGCACCACGAGCAAAAUAACUUUGUGAUGAAAGAAUUCAUUGCAACAAAAAGUCAGGAAAGUGACUACCAGCCAAUAAUGAAGAAUGUGAGUAAGCAGAUUGCAGAAUAUAACAAAACUCUCAUAGAGUCUUUACAGAACACCAGGAACUGAACCCAGGCACUUCCUUCCUGCUCCAGUGGCCCAACAAUAGGUGUGCACAAGCACAGAAGAAACCUGGACUGCUGAGCUAAAAGCUAACAGUAGCACAGUAGGUGCAUUUAAAAAAACCUCUUCCAGUUACAGACAGAUGAGUUUUCCACAGUUGUCUUUAUUUUAAAUAUAGUGAAUAUCCCUGAAAGCUUUAAAGCCAGAGGGGAUAUUCGAAGGGAGCCUACUGGAUACACACUCUGGAUAUGAAAAUAUAGUUUGCUCUACAUAGUUAACUAUUUGGGCCCCAAUCCUGCAGUUCUUACUCAAGCAAAAAUGAUUUGGGCUCAGUACAGUAUUCCUCUCAGGCAAUACUGAGUCAGGACUGAACAUCUGGUCCUUUGUUGUUGGUAAACAAUUAUCUUAAACCUUAUUAAAAUAGAUAGAUAAGAUCAUCAGCUGAUGUGAAUCAGCAUAGCUCUCUCAUAGCACCAGAGUAUACAGUCCAGUGUCUCUUCUGAUCAGAAGCUCUUUUUAUAUAAAAACUUUCAGAGCAGGAAAACAAAUGUAGGACUAACAGUAAGAAGGUUCUUUCAGUGUAUUUUAUUUUUUGUAAAGGACAAUAUAAUAACAGGAGAUUCUAAUAAAACUUAAAGGUUUUUCUCCAUCCUGAUUGUGUAGUUUUAUGUUUUUCACCAAUAAAGAAAUUA